This is a messenger RNA of Pocillopora damicornis (cauliflower coral), 1525 nucleotides long. RefSeq lists its product as uncharacterized. The record is from RefSeq and is a predicted model, not a curated record. Gene Ontology annotation, biological process: chromosome segregation. NCBI's taxonomy places the organism in Eukaryota, Metazoa, Cnidaria, Anthozoa, Scleractinia, Pocilloporidae. Gene Ontology annotation, cellular component: Ndc80 complex.
CACUGGAAAAAAAAAAUCCUCGAGUUUCACAACGAAAUAAAAUGGAAUCUGUUACGAAAGAAGAGCUGGAAAAUUUAGCUGUAAAUUUGAAGAAAGUACAAGAUAAAUACCUUAACGAUUGGACUGGGGAAUCUUUUCGAAAAGCUCGUCUCGAGGACAAAGAGAAUCACGAAAACAUACUAGCGAAAGGGAAAGAGGAGAUGAGGCAUCUAGAAGAGACGAUCAAUCAGUAUCAUUUUCAGAGCGAGAAGAAUUUAGAAGUUCUACGGCAGAGGGCUGAAGAAGUUGCCAAUCUGGAACGAGAACUGCGAGAAUUACAGAUUUCAGCGGAACGCUUGGUAGAACAAAGGAAUCAAAAUCAAAAACAUUUUGAAGAAACCGAGUGUCAACUCCGCAAACAACAAGAAGAAGUAUCUGCUAAGGAGCAGAGCACAUCGUACAAGAUUAAACAGUUUACCAAAGGUACCGAGUACUUCAAAGAAAGACUAGGAUUAUCCUUCAAGAAGGUGGAUGAGGAACAUUUACAGUUUGUGUUCAAGUACAUUGACCCAAAAGAUGAAGAUAGGCCCUUUGUUUUCACUGUGGCAGUUACCAGUCUGGACAAGUACAAUGUGAAGGAUUGUAUGCCAGAGGUCAAAGGACUUCCUGAGAUGGUGGAAAAGCUGAACAGCACAAAUAACUUCUCUGCAUUUGUUGUUGCCAUGAGGAGAAAAUUUAAAGAUUUGGUAGAAACAAAAAUUUAGACAUUCAAUCUGCAACUCAGACAAAGAUAUGUUUAUAAAGAUUGCGGUGUGGGAUUUAGCCAUGAUAAAAGAGUGUAUAAAAGGAACAUCUCUAAAGGAGUGUGUAAUUUUUCGUGCUUUUUAGUACAUCUUCAGGACCUGACACAGAGUGAAACAACAUUACAUGAUUCGAGGACCAGGUCAGGAAUUCUUAAUGGCAAUCUGCAAAUUAUAUUUCCUGACAUAUAAAAAUUGGAAAAUCACUGGUAGGGAGUUUUUCCUUUCCAUAAAAAGACUUGUGAAUUUCAGAAUUCCUAACUAGAGAAAUGCAGGAAAUAGGUGCACAAUGGAAUCCAUUUCCCAAGAUUUAGCUGUAUAUUGUCACAUUUUGAGUCUUGCAAAAGCAAAUAAAGGAAAUUGUAUAGAGAAAGAAAAAGCCUUAAAUUUUGCAUCCACAAUGUCAAAUAGUUUGCUCUGAUGAAGGGCUCAUGCUUGAAACAUCAGCUUUCAAACUCUUUAUGGUGGCCAAUUUAUCUUAUCAACUCACUUGCUUACCCUGUUAUACUCUCCCACUGAUGUAGCAUCACAGUUUCUUUACAAACAUACCCCCUUUAUUCAUUUGACUGUCUAAAACUGUUGUUGACUUCUAAGAUUAAAUAAGAGGGAAAAAUCUGUCUUGGCAGUUGUCUUAUUUGGUGGUGGUAGUGUUUUGUAGUGUGUUUCCCAGAUCUCUACAGACCUUAUAUCCUCCUGGAUCAUUGUUUGUUGGUGCAAGAGUAAAUAAAGAGCCAUAUUGAACUGAA